UCAACGGAUUGUUUAAUGCACAUAACUAUUUUAUUUUGUUCAUUUAAAAGAAAUUAUAUUAAGAUCUCCGUUCAUAGUACUAUAGUAAUCAUGGCGGAACAAGAGGGGAUUUUGCGUAAAAUUAUCGACGUAAUUGCUAAAGAUCAAAAAUAUUUGAAUUUUAAUGUAACAGUGAAACCGAUAUCUACAGACGGUGCCAAUUACACGUCAAAGUUGUUUUUAAUCACUGUAUCAGAAGCGGACAAGGAAAACCUGGAGUUAUUUGUGAAAUUUAAUACGUUCAGCGAGAAAAUUUGUUCAGAACUACACUACUAUGGUUAUGAAACGGAGCGUUUCAUGUAUACAGAACUUGCAAAAACAUAUAAAGCAAUAGAAGAGGAAAACAAAAUACCACUUGAAAAUAAACUGUUUAUACCUCAACAUUAUAAUUGCGACCUAAAUAUUGCGCGAGAGACUUUGGUGUUGGAAAAUUUACAAUCAAAGGGUUAUACUACGCGUGACAGAUUCGAAUCAAUAGACUGGGAGUAUGCUAGCAAAUCAGUAGAAACACUAGCUAAAUUUCAUGCAUUGUCUAUACCUCAUAGAGGUAAUCGUUCUAGCACAUUUAAUAAUUUAUUAAAUAAUAAAGGCCCAGCAUUUUACUUUAUUAGUAAUAUUAAAGAAUCUUAUCCUGUUAUAAUAGAAAAUGCUAUAAAUGCAACGAACGAUAAAAAUAAAGAGAAAGUUAAAAAUUAUAUAAAUAACAUUGCUAUUUUUGAAAAAUAUCAAUCUUUCUAUACUAAUCACUUGCGUCGACAGUUUAUAAUACAUGGAGACUUCAGAGUUAGUAACCUUAUGCACAAAGUGAACGAGGACGGUUCAUUAGUCGUUAUACCUGUCGACUAUCAAACUAUCCAUAUGAGUAGUCCCGUACUAGAUUUGCUGUUUUUCAUCUUCACGGGUUCCGACGAGGCGUUCAGGAGACAGUACUACGACCAGCUCAUAGAACAUUACUACAAGGAGCUACGUCGUGCAUUGAGCCAACUACACGUAGAUCCCGAUAAGGUCUAUUCCAAGAAAGACUUCGAGUCUGAUCUAAAAGAGUUUUCAACAUUCGGACUGUUCACAAGCAUGUGUGUUCUCCCACUGAUCACUGUGGAGGCUGAAGAUGCGCCCGAAAUGGGAGAGGAAGUCAGCGACAUCCACAGCUUCGUGAGGCUGAACUGCACGCCUAGGUAUCGCGAGAGAUGGAAUGGAAUUGUCAACGACUACAUUAGAUGGGGCAUACUUUAGUUACAUUUGUAAAUUGGACUUUAAUGACAUUAAAACUUUAUUGUUCUAUAAUACAGGUUUGUUAAAAGCAUGGGGUGAUGGCAAAGUUAAUAAUAACGGAGGUGAUGGGUUUCAAUUUAAAAAGUAUGGGGAUUUCAACUAUAUUAUUAUGAGAUGUAGCAGCAAUUGUUGUUUUAUAAAUUUGUAUUUACAAAUUAAAUAACUGUCCUAUCUUUCAAAUUGCAGUUAACAGUUAUGUUUUUAUACCACUGAGGUAGCAAACAAGCAUACGACCUACCUGAUGGUAAGCGGUUACCCUAGCCUAUGAACGCCAGCAAUACCAGAGGCAGUAAGGGACGUUGCCGACCCUGAAGAAAUCUCUUUAUCAAUAAUAUAUCAUUUUUUAAUAUACAAGUAGGUUCGAACAUUACAACCAGAGGAAGCCUUUGUAUAAAAGUCGUUUGCUUGAGAACCUCUGUCCUAUUCGUGUUUCAACCGUGAAGCAGUUAUGUUUGCAUGGCUGUGUUUCGGUUUAAAGGGUGCGAUAUGGCAGUGAAUUUACAGGGUACAGAGGAAUAACACCUGAGUACUCAGGAAUGGCAACGCAUGGAGGGUAUCAUGUGCGAAACAGUAUACUCUGUUAUGUGCAUGGUACUGCUCAUAUCUAUAGGCGACGGUUACCACUUUCCAUCUGGUGGACCGUCAGCUUGUUUGCCAUUUUAAGUUACAUAAAAAAAUUGGUUACGGCUAAACCGCUUAACCUGUAAUGCUGUUUCGGAUAUUAUCGUAAACAUAUAAGGUCGCACGAAAUUUUUAUAUAUUAAAAGCAUUCAUAACUUUUGUUUACCUAAGUUUGGCAACAUUGCAUUUAUCUAUUUUCCGAAACAACUGUACAUUUUCCAAUGUUUUUUUAAAGAUCAUUUAAAAAGCAAUUUGCUAAAGAAUAAAUAUGUUAAUAAUAGAAUACAUUGCAUAUAAAUGUAUCAUUAAAAACUCUGCACCUACUUCAUAUUUUGCUUGCAAAUUUUUUAAAUACAUUUUUUGCAAUCAAAAUACAAAUUCUUAAUGACAUUUUAAUAGGAAUAUUAUUACAUGAUUAACUGUACAGUUCACAGAACACUUUUUAAGUAAUUAAUGAGAAAUAUUGAAAUAUAUUCAAUUGUUUUUGAUAAUCCACAGACAAAGGUCAUGUUGUCAUACUACGUUAUGUACGUUCUUAAGAUUAGAUGUAUUGUUUUUUUUUAUACAACUUAGAAUGGCAAACAAGCUGACGGCCCACCUGAUGGAAAGUGGUAACCGUCGCCUAUAGACAUGAGCAGUACCAUGGACAUAACAGAGUGUACUGUUUCGCCCAUGAUACCUCUCCAUACGUUGCCAUUCCUGAGGACUCAGGUGUUAUUCCUCUGUACCCAGUAAAUUCACGCCAUAUCCCACCCUUCAAACCGAAACACAGCCGUGCAAACACAACUGCUUCACGGUUGAAACACGAAUGGAACAGAGGUACCCAAGCAAUCGACUUUUGUACAAAGUCUCCCUCUGGUAUUUGUACAAAGUCCCCCUCUGGUCAAAUAUUGUAAAUAGAUAGAUAGAUACUCUUUAUUGUUUCCUCCAAAAUAUUACAAUAGUAAACUUAUUAUAAAUAUAAAUAAUUACAAGAAAUAAUCACAAUAGAAAACAAUGGGCAACCUUAUCGCUAAGAGCGAUCUCUUGCAGGCAACCUUUGGAUAGAUGGAUGUAAAUAUUGUAAUUAGUUAUCUUACGAUCUCUAUAGUGUAAUCAUACAUGUAUUUAUUGGAAUAAAUAAACAAAAUA
Messenger RNA from Galleria mellonella (greater wax moth), 3063 nucleotides. RefSeq lists its product as uncharacterized. Lineage: Eukaryota; Metazoa; Arthropoda; Insecta; Lepidoptera; Pyralidae. The coding region runs from base 16 to 1272 and encodes 418 amino acids. The transcript has 3 exons. The record is from RefSeq and is a predicted model, not a curated record.